This is a messenger RNA of Paramacrobiotus metropolitanus, 1425 nucleotides long. Its product is annotated as leukocyte elastase inhibitor-like. The coding region runs from base 47 to 1291 and encodes 414 amino acids. Lineage: Eukaryota; Metazoa; Tardigrada; Eutardigrada; Parachela; Macrobiotidae. The transcript has 3 exons. The record is from RefSeq and is a predicted model, not a curated record. Gene Ontology annotation, molecular function: serine-type endopeptidase inhibitor activity.
UUCGCGAUCGAUUUCAGGCGGACUACUAUUCGAAAACCGUGACAAUAUGAAUGGUCCAAACGUAGCAAACGCUAGUGCCACCUUCGACCUAAGUCCGGUUAUCAACAAUGUAUCACUCAGUCUGUACGGUGCUGCCUCAUCCAUGCAACCAGAGGGAAAUUUUUUGUUGUCACCUAUCAGUAUUCUGUAUUCGGCGGUACUGAUAUAUCUGGGUGCUCGUGGAUCCAGCCGAGAUAAUCUGUACUCGGCGCUGGACUUUCAUGAAUUCUCCAAAUCUGGAUCCAACGACGAUAUCGCCGGAGCCUUCAGUCAGCUUAUGAGCAACCUGAAACUGGCAGCUCGGUCCAAUUCUACCACAAAAGUUACAACCAAAAAGGAUAGAAAUACCGGAAAUCAGAAGUAUCAAUUUCAGCUGGCGUUAGCUAAUGGGGCCUUCCUUCGGCAAGGCCUUGUAGCCGACCAGAACUACUUAGCAACAGUCAACGGAAAUCUAAAAGCAGCCAUUGCCACCAAAGAUUUCAUCGGUCAUCCCGAUCAAGCUCGUCAGGAUAUCAACAAGUGGACAGCGGAACGCACUGGAGGUCACAUCACAGACCUCUUUCCACCAGGCUCCAUCGAUAGCAACGCGGUUGCCGUUCUGGCCAACGCUAUUUACUUCAAGAGCCGCUGGGAGCAAAUAUUUGAUAAAGACGAUACCGAAAGCGAGGCUGUGUUCUAUCUCUUGAAUAACGAAACGACUACCGUCGACAUGAUGCACAUGUCUAUAUCAUUGGAAAGAUGGAAUUACGUGGAGGACACGGAACUGGAUAUCCAGUAUGUAGAGGUGCCUUACUACGAGAAAGAAGCUUCUAUGCUGAUUUUUCUGCCGAAGCAGAAUGACGGACUGCGGAGUCUGGAGAAGAGACUCGCAGCAAAGGACAUCCACAAACUGGCCGAAAAAGCGGCACAGAAUCCGAAACUGGUCAGUCUGAGUCUGCCCAAGUUCAAAGUGGACAGCGGUUUCGACAUGGUGGAUAUGCUGAAAACGAUUGGUGUGAGCGAUAUUUUCAUGGAGAAUGCCGAUUUAAGCGGAAUGGUACCCGAUGGACAGGUCUACGUUGGCAAAGCUUUCCACAAAACCGUUAUUGAUGUGGACGAAGAGGGAACCGAAGCUGCCGCUGCCAGUGGUUCAGUUACGCAGUUGCGCAGAAUGGUAUACCCGGUAGCGUUUUUGGCCGAUCAUCCAUUUAUGUACGCUAUUCGCCAUAAUCCAUCGAAGGCGAUUCUGUUCAUUGGUCGCUUCGAAAAAUGAGCUACGUGCUGUGCAAUCGUUGAUGUGUGGCUUCCUGUACGGGUCAUGAUGGUAGGGCAGUUUCUACACACUACAAAUUGAGAAGUUUACUCUGUUGUAGUACGGUACGUACGCGCUACGCUUCUUGUACUGUG